AUGCCCGAGAACGCGGUGGUCAUCGUGCGCUACGGGCCGUACAGCGCGGUGGGCCUGUCCGUGGAGCACCGCACCUUCCGCCUGCAGGGCCUGCAAGCUGUGUUGGCCAGAGACGGGCACAAGGUCGUCCUAGAGAAGAUAGAAGACUGGAAUGUGGUAGAACUCGUGGUGAACGGAGAGGCCGUCUUCCACUGCAGCAUCCAGGACCUGGAGUUUGGAGGCGAUGGUAAACUAGACCCACUGUGCGAAGAGGCAAGGAUAGCCGUGCUCAAGGCCUACUGA
Cynocephalus volans (Philippine flying lemur) is the source of this 282-nucleotide messenger RNA. RefSeq names its product chromosome 2 C10orf53 homolog (gene C2H10orf53). The transcript has 3 exons. The record is from RefSeq and is a predicted model, not a curated record. NCBI's taxonomy places the organism in Eukaryota, Metazoa, Chordata, Mammalia, Dermoptera, Cynocephalidae. The coding region runs from base 1 to 282 and encodes 93 amino acids.